Phyllopteryx taeniolatus (common seadragon) is the source of this 2391-nucleotide messenger RNA. RefSeq names its product secondary ossification center associated regulator of chondrocyte maturation (gene snorc). Gene Ontology annotation, biological process: cartilage development. The transcript is spliced from 3 exons. The record is from RefSeq and is a predicted model, not a curated record. Bases 94 to 444 code for a protein of 116 amino acids. Lineage: Eukaryota; Metazoa; Chordata; Actinopteri; Syngnathiformes; Syngnathidae.
CUUGCAGAAGCCUCCACCUUCACUCCUCAGAUCCUCGCCCGCUCUUCGCUUCUUCUAGCCUCGGCAGAUUUAGGACAUUGCGUCGUAGUCGUCAUGGUCCGCAGCGGCACCUGCAGAAUCCUGGUCCUCCUGGGCCUCCUGGUGGUCUUUGUCCGCUCAGAGACGGUCGCUGACCCGUCCAGGGACAACCAGGACACGGUGUCAGGAGAGACCCCUGCUGACGUGGCCCCCACCAGCACCACCACCAAGGAGCCCCUUCAUCACAUGACUGAGCAGGCCUUCACCUUCGACUAUGAGGACGCCACGCAAGUCCUUGCCCUGGAUGAGGAGGAAGGUGUCCUGGGACCGGGUGCCAUCACCGCCAUUGUCAUCGCCGUCUUCCUGGGAGCGUCCGUCCUCCUGGCACUCAUCGUCAUCACUCUCAGAAAGUUCACAGCCUCCUAGAGUGUGUUUGGAUGCGUGUGAGUAUGUGUCCUGCGCGCGCGUGUGUGUGUGUGUGUGUGUGUGUCUGUGUGUGAGUGUGUGUCUGUGUGCGCGCGUUGCUUUUCUUGUUGUGAACAUUUUGAGUAUUAAUUAAUGCUGUGGCAGGUACCCUGAUGGAGAAAGUGUAGAUACUGUGCACCAAUAUGUGCUAAUUUUGCAUGGUCAAAGACAGUUUUUUUUCUUUUUUUUUUAAAGGAGACAUGUUAUGUAUUUUGUUUUUUCAUCAUUUAAACAGUUUCUAGGUGUCUUAACAACAUGUCUGUGACAUGUUACCAUCAAAAUACUCCAAGAAGAAAUUGAUUUCACCACACUUUUCACCCUCUUUUAUACUAACCUUGGAGGAAUUAGCCUGUUUUGAUGGGGUGGGCCUCAUCCAGCUCCAUAUACUGCUUGGCCAAUGGUGAGUUGGAUUUCAUUACCAUAACAAGCAGGGGUGGAGCUACGGAAUUGAACAGCACGCAAGCAGCUCCUGAGUGUGUGUGUGGGGGGGCUGACGUAAAGACAAUAAAAGCAUUUUAACACUACGCUGUGUCUAUGUGGCGCCUAGACACACCAAACACAAAUACCCACAUCCACCGCGUCAACAACUUCACAAGGCAAUCAAGUAUGUCCUGCUUAUCAGAAGCUUACGCUGCUCGCUAAUGCUAAUCCGUGCAUCCAACAAAACUCAACGUAGCUUUCCUUAACCUUUUGGCUUUGAUGUAGAGUUUAGCCCCACUGUGCCCAGACUGCAAACGUAUUCUGCUGAGUUAACCAUAUUCCCUCCAGAAAGCCAACCCCCUUAAAGAUUUGAUUACAUUUUGACUCACGCAGGCAGCACUUCAUCUAAUCUGUUAUAACACUGCAGCGCUGCCUCUUGCCCUUUGGCUUUAACAUGAUAGCGCUUCCUUGUAGGUGCUUGAAAGUGACUCUGGAUCUUCGCACAGCCUAGCUGAUCAUGUCAUGGGUGGAGAAACUUAGUGUGGGGGCUGUUAUUAUGUAAAUGACCUGUUACACUGUUACAUCACAGUGGCUGGAAGUGCAGUAUUGCUUGCUUACAGACAAAAUAGGCAGCUAACAAAAUAUUUACUUGCUUGUUUAAUGCCAUACUUGAUUUGGGGGCAGGCACUCCACAGACAGAACUAUUUUUUUUUUAUACAAGCCAUUAAAAGUCAGUUUUCCAUGUUAUGACCCCUUUAAAGAAACUUUCUUCAAAACUGGCUGGUUCUUCUCCCAGAGUUUAUGAAUGAACGUCUUGUUGUGGUCCCUAAUUUCACAUUAAAACUAUUUCCCCCCCUGCUAUUCACGGGGGUUAGGGAUCAGGCCCUGCCACAAGGAAUGGAAAAUCUGCGGCAAUUAACACCUCCUCUAAAAAGUUUCAUCAUACAGGAAGCCCCUCAACUCGCUUCAAUGUAGUUCGUUGGCACCAAAAUGCCACAAGAUGACGCCAAAGCACUAGAUGAAGCUCCCCAAUUUACUUCAACAUACUUGACACCAAGAUGCCACCAAAGCAAAACUUCUACAGCAGACAAAGGAUAGCCCCCCCCAAAAAAAAUCUGCAAGUAGAAUAUGCGAGGGAAUACUAUUUUAUUGGAAUCCUGUAUUCAUGUUUAUGUACUAUUUAUAUAUAUUCGUUCAGAUUAUUCCCUUCUGAUCAAGUGAGGAUUUUUUUUUUAAUAUGCAGAGCAAAUAAUGUGUUUGUAGUUUUUGUGUGUUGUUUGAUUUGCAGGAAUCGGUAUGAGAUGUUGGUGGUGGGGGCUUUGGGGGUUAAUACUUUAUUUUAAUAGUUUGUGUGUGCUUACUUUGACACCUCAGUAAUUAAUAUCACUGUCUGACUAUUUUUUUCCAGUUCAUAAUUAAAAGGCAAAAACCAUGAAAAGAAAACCCAAGAUGGCAUUUUUGUGUGCGUGUUUGUGUGCGGGCCCUGAA